Molecule: messenger RNA, 987 nt
Organism: Aspergillus puulaauensis
Lineage: Eukaryota; Fungi; Ascomycota; Eurotiomycetes; Eurotiales; Aspergillaceae
Exons: 2
Coding region: 1-987 (328 amino acids)
Molecular function (GO): protein binding
Source: RefSeq, a predicted model, not a curated record
AUGUCGUUCGCCCCGCCGCCUGGACCCCCUCCUCCUUCUGUCCCGGAGGGGUGGACAACACAGUUCGACGAUACAUAUAAGCAAUGGUUUUUCAUCAACCUGACCACAGGCAAAUCCCAAUGGGAGCCACCCCAAUCCACCCCAGCACCUACACCACAAGCCCCAGCACAAGCCCCAAUACCCGCGUCAGAGCAACCACACGCAGAUCAACCAGGCGCACCGCCGCCCUCAUAUGAAGAAUCUGGGCCCGGCAAUCCAUCCACCGUCGCCGACGCUGAAGACUUUGGCAAGAAAAAGGCCAAUUACUUCUCAUCAAACAAUCCAUACAACGGCGAACCGGCUUCCGGCCCGGGAGCAUCUGGAGCAAGCGCCAAAGACACCACCGAAAGCGACGCCGCGCUAGCAGCGCGGCUGCAAGCCGAAGAAGACGCAAGGUCCAGUUCCACAGGGCCUGGCACGGCAGCAGGCUACUACGACAAUGACACCCCACAUUCUCCAACAUCCUCCUUCCCAGCGGGGGACAGAGAUAAAGGCAAAGACAAGAAGAAGGGCUUCUUCAGUAAGCUCAUGGGCAAGGCUUCAUCCAGUCAGGGAUACUCCAGUCGCCCGCCGGCAGCGUAUGGAGGAUACCGCCCCUCUCAACCCGGAUAUGGCGCUCCCAGUCCUGGUCCUGGGUACGGGGCCCCCGGUGGAUUUUACCCGCCCCAACAGGGAUAUGGACCUGGGCCUGGCUAUGGCGCUGGAUAUGGGCCGCAGCCCGUUUACGGAUACCCGCAGCAACCCUAUUAUGGCGGGGGGAUGCAGCCGCAAAGACGGCCAGGUGGGGGGGGGAUGGGGAUGGCUGGUGCGGCGGCGCUGGGUGUAGGAGGCGGGUUGCUUGGAGGUGCGCUCCUAGCAGAUGCGAUUGACGACCACCAUGACCAUGAUGAUUAUGGAGGCGAUUAUGGUGGUGGUGGUGGAGAUGACUUUGGUGGAGGUGAUUUUUAG